AUGGCUGUAGAUCAAGGCCUCUUCUCGUCCGACCUCAUAUCCCCCGGUGUGGCUGCCGUGCUGCCCCAGGGCUACACCGCUCGUUCCCUGCGCCUGUCCGACUAUGAAGCCGGUUUCCUCGACUGCCUGCGCGUCCUGACCACCGUCGGCGAGAUUAGCAAGGAACAAUUCGCCGAGAGGUACCAGUGGAUGGCAUCGCAAGACACGUACUACGUCCUCGUCAUCGAGGACACCAUCAACAACAAGAUCGUAGGCACCGGGGCCCUGCUCGUAGAGAGGAAAUUCAUACACAGCCUGGGACUCGUCGGCCACAUCGAGGACAUCGCCGUCGCUAAAGACCAGCAGGGCAAGAAGCUCGGCCUCCGCCUCAUCCAAGCCCUCGACUACAUCGCCGAGAAGGUCGGCUGCUACAAGACCAUCCUCGACUGCAGUGAGGCCAACGAGGGUUUCUACGUAAAGUGCGGAUUCCGGAGAGCCGGGUUGGAAAUGGCCCAUUACCACAACGCAGAAAAGAGUAAGGCCCAGUGA
Molecule: messenger RNA, 528 nt
Organism: Durotheca rogersii
Lineage: Eukaryota; Fungi; Ascomycota; Sordariomycetes; Xylariales; Xylariaceae
Product: acetyltransferase
Exons: 2
Coding region: 1-528 (175 amino acids)
Biological process (GO): UDP-N-acetylglucosamine biosynthetic process
Cellular component (GO): endoplasmic reticulum; endoplasmic reticulum-Golgi intermediate compartment; Golgi apparatus
Molecular function (GO): glucosamine 6-phosphate N-acetyltransferase activity; monosaccharide binding
Source: RefSeq, a predicted model, not a curated record